Arachis duranensis is the source of this 1473-nucleotide messenger RNA. RefSeq lists its product as uncharacterized. Gene Ontology annotation, molecular function: zinc ion binding; nucleic acid binding. NCBI's taxonomy places the organism in Eukaryota, Viridiplantae, Streptophyta, Magnoliopsida, Fabales, Fabaceae. The record is from RefSeq and is a predicted model, not a curated record. The coding region runs from base 1 to 1473 and encodes 490 amino acids. The transcript has 6 exons.
AUGCCACUUGACUUUAUGGACUCAAGCAGUGACAACAAUGAUGAUGUUGGUCCUACCAGCGAUAGAAGAAAAAGGAAGACUACUAGUGACAAUGACAACGGCAAGAAAAAUGUUAUUAAUGAUGAAGAUACUUGUCGUCCCCCAUCAAUAGAUGCAUCUGAUUAUGAGAAGGAGAUAGAUGGUGAUGAGAAUGAAGAAAACUUGCAAUUGUCUUUUUCUGAUGAUAGCUGGAAAUCUGAUGAACUGAAGACUCCACUAGACUCUAAAGAUGAAGCAGACCCAGCUACAAAUCCCAUCUUCAAUGAUACUGCUAAGUUUGGACAUGUGAGAUUAGAGCUAAGUAUGGAGUUUACUACUAGGGGUGCUUUUAAGAAAGGGGUUAGAAAUUAUACAUUACAAGAGGGUAGGGGUGUAAGGACCACAAUUACAAGAGCUUUGGGUGAUGAAAGGAAAAUAGUGAGGGGUGAUGAAGCUGCAGAAUAUGCUAAACUCAAAGAUUAUACAGAGGAGCUGUUGAGAUCUAAUCUGGGUUCAACUGUCAAGUUAGGUGUUAGUCCAAUGCCUAACGGAGAAGGUGUCUUCGAAAGGUUUUAUGUGUGUUUGCAUGGAUGCAAGAAAGGUUUUGUGGGUGGCUGUAGACCCUUGAUAGGACUAGAUGGGACUUUUUUGAAGACCUAUUAUGCAGGAUGGCUGCUGUGCGCCAUUGGUCAGGACGUGAACAAUCAUGUGUACCCAAUUGCAUGGGCAAUUGUUCAUAUUGAGAGCAAAGACAACUGGAAGUGGUUCUUGGAGCUCUUGCAUGAAGACAUUGGAGAUCAAACAGAGCAUGGUUGGUGCUUCAUCUCUGACAUGCAGAAGUCUAUAAAGUCGGUGAAUGGGAAGGCAUGGGCAUAUUUAGACAAGUUUUCUAGGCAAGCAUGGACCAGGGCUCACUACAAGGACUUUCCAAAGGUUGACAAUGUCUGCAACAACAUGUGUGAGGUGUUCAACGCUGCCACCAAACCAUACAGAUGCAAGCCUGUCCUGACUUUACUGGAGGAGGUUAGGAGGCUUGCAAAGGAAAGGCAUUACAGCAGGUAUUAUACACCAAUAUGGUCUGGAGAUGCGGCUGAAGUGAUAUUUGAAGUGCAUGGUGAACCACAUAAUGUGGUGGUUGAUUUGGGAAACCAAACAUGUAGCUGUAGGUCUUGGCAGUUAUUGGAAUACCUCCAUUGCUUACCACCUGUAAGGAGCAAACCCCGUGGUAGGCCAUCACCUUAUGCAAGAAAAAAAGAUGCACAUGAGACACCUGUUCGGGGGAGCCAAGAGCGCACAGCAAAAAAAUUGAAGAGAAAAUAUGGAAAAUUCACCUGCGUGACAUGUGGAGAUGUUGGUCACACAACAAGGAGUUGUAGAAUAGCAAAGAAACAAAAGGCUGAUGAGCUAGCAGCUGCUGCAAAGGGUGCUGAAGAUGCUGCAAAUAAGAGUGACUGA